AUGGCAGUCCCGCCUCUCCCCCGGGUGGUCAUCCUCGACUACUAUGAUUCUUAUACGAAUAAUAUUGUCACGCUCUUGGCCAAGACUUAUACUGAUGAACAGGUAUUGAACAACGUCGUCAUUAUCAAAGCCGACAAGUACACUUGGGAAGAAUUCCAAAAAGAGGUAUUACCGAAUGUCGACUGUGUCAUCCUUUCCCCUGGACCAGGACGGCCCGAGAACCCAGCAGAUAUUGGCUUUGCCCUAGACCUCUUGCGAUUACAUCCCGUCCCAAUCCUGGGUAUCUGUCUCGGCCACCAAGCCAUCGGUUACGCCUUCGGCGGUAAAAUCAUCAACACCCCCAAAAUCACCCACGGCCACGUCAUCCCCAUCGCCCCCGUCCAACCACCUCUUGGGCUGUUCGCUUCCCCUUUAUGGGCUCCGGCGGAACAGCAAAAGGAUACUUUUGAUGUGGUAGUGUAUAACAGUCUGGCUGUCGAUCCUUCUUCACUGCCCGAUGAGCUUGAAGUGACAGCAUGGUCCGUCCCCACGCCCGACCGUCCUAGUACCAUCCAAGGUCUUCGACACAAGACGCUGCCCAUCUGGGGCGUACAAUAUCACCCCGAAUCUAUAUCAUCAACGAAAGGCUCCCCACUCUUACUCUCUUUCCUCUCCGCUGUCCAUGCCCAUCAUGAGAGCCCGGCGUCCUACCCGCCUAUUAUACCGCCUAUACUCGCCUCUUGCUCUUACCGCAUCCACCCUUCCGCAUCCAAUCCCCCUUCUCAUCCCUCACACAACCCUUUGCCGAGGCUAAGCCUGGUAUCCCAUCCUUUCGGCUCAACAGGCCAGGAACAAACAACAGACGACAUCUUCAACCUUUUCAUCCGCUCAAACAAAAUCAACGAAAGCGGGAUAGGCGAAAUAUGGCUAGACGGCCAAACGCCCCUCCGCCCCACCACAUCGUCCCUCGCAACACCCUCAUUUCUCUUGACGUAUUCCCUGGAGACGAGGGCGGUGAGGUUGCAUCGUAAAGGGUUGGCGGUAGAGACGUACGUGUUGGAGGAUGGAGCUACGUUCUGGCAAGCUUUUGCAGACCUCCAAACCGCUUUAUCAUCCUCCCUCUUUGCCUCCGCCUCCUAUUCAUCACCAUCAGUGGAGGAGGAGGAGGACGAGAAAGAUGUUUGGAAAGGAGGAUGGUCCGGGUUCUUCGCGUAUGAGAUGAAAGAAGAAUCUCUCCCCGGCUAUCUUCGCCGUCCCCCCACCUCUCUCAGUGCGAUCACUGCCCAAGCCGAAGGAGAGGUGGAAGAGGUGGACGCUUGCUGGGCGUGGGUGGAUGGGUUUUUGCAGAGGACGCCUGGAGGGGAGUGGGUCGCUAGAGGGAUACUGAGAGAGGAGAGUGAAGAUGGGGGAGAGAGAGAGGGAAGGGGAGAGGGUGGGGGAAGGGGGUUAGAGGGGUGGCUCAGGAAGCAGGGGGUGGAGUUUGGACUUUCGGCCGCACAGUGGAAAACGCAUCUCGAACGCAUUUCGACCGCCCUCUCCUCUCCACCAUCCCCAUCCCCAUCACCUCCCUCCCCCGCCCAAGCCCCCGUCCAACCCCCGGCACCUGAAUCAACAAAACCCUCCGCCUUCCCGCCAUUCCACCCCACCUCCCCCGGCUCGGCCUACAAAUCCUCGAUCGAACACUGCCGUGAAGCCAUCCGCCAAGGCGAGUCUUAUGAGUUGACUUUGACUACGAGUUUUGAGGGGGACGAUGAGCUUUUUGAGAUGUACCUACAUCUCCGGAAAUUCAAUCCUGCCUACUACUCGGCGUAUAUGCACUUCGCGACCCUUACCUCCCCCUCCCUUUCCCCUUCCCUUUCCCCUUCCCCUUCCCCUUCCCCUUCUUCUUCCUCCCCCGCCUACCAAGCGAAGCCUGCAAAAGGCCUAACAAUCCUCUCUUCCUCCCCCGAACGCUUCCUCUCGAUAUCCUCCAAACGGGAGGUGGAGAUGAUGCCCAUCAAGGGUACGAGGGCGAGAUGUGUGAGGGUGGGGAGGGAAGAGGACGAGAGGAGGGGGAGGGAGUUGCAGGAGGAUAUCAAAGAACGCGCUGAGAACCUCAUGAUUGUGGACUUGAUCCGAUCCGACCUCCUCCCGCCUUGUCUCCCCUCCUCCAUCUCCGUCCCGAAACUCAUCGCGCUCGAAUCAUAUGGUGUGCACAACCUCGUCACCACCGUCCGCGGCAAACUCUAUCCCCCUUCCACAGCCAGCCCAGGUGGUGGGGAGAUGGAAGCCAUCGCACGCUGUUUCCCACCAGGCAGUAUGACGGGCGCCCCCAAACUCCGGAGUGUCCAGCUCUUGGACGGAUUUGAGAAGGGUAAGAAGAGGGGAGUGUAUUCGGGGGCGUUGGGGUAUGUGGGGGUGGAUGGGGUUGUGGAUUUGAGCGUGGUUAUUAGGACUAUUGUCCGGCAAGGUGAUCGACUUAGUAUAGGAGCCGGAGGGGCUAUUACUUGGCUUUCGAACCCUCAAGGAGAGUGGGAUGAGGUUUUGACGAAAGUGAAGAGUGUCGUAGGUGAAUUGGAGGGUCUCUGA
Molecule: messenger RNA, 2547 nt
Organism: Cryptococcus wingfieldii CBS 7118
Lineage: Eukaryota; Fungi; Basidiomycota; Tremellomycetes; Tremellales; Cryptococcaceae
Product: para-aminobenzoate synthetase
Exons: 11
Coding region: 1-2547 (848 amino acids)
Biological process (GO): L-tryptophan biosynthetic process
Source: RefSeq, a predicted model, not a curated record